Messenger RNA from Gryllus bimaculatus (two-spotted cricket), 1638 nucleotides. Lineage: Eukaryota; Metazoa; Arthropoda; Insecta; Orthoptera; Gryllidae. The record is from the annotation of a GenBank genome assembly.
AUGGGUAGAGUAAUUCGUGUGACUAUACUCUUCUGUGUCCGGUGUAUAUUAUGUGUUCUUUAUCCUGCGUCGCAGGCGCAGCGUCGACCUACUGCUAGCGAUCUACUCAAGGCCUACGAUGCCCUCAGCUGUGGAAGGACUAGAAGUAGGGUACCUCCGCCUUCAAGCCCCGUCUUCACAGUGCCCGCCUGCCCUCCCCGCCUGCGCCUCUCGGCCGUGGCCCGGGUGCUGGUGCGAGCCGACGCGCCGCCCCUGCCGCCGUCGCCGCCGCCCCGCCCCGCCCCAGUGUACUGUCGCUGCGCUGAAGGUGUGCUAAAGCUGUGCUGGUGUCUUUGGCAGGUCCGUGGUAGGAAGCGGGGUGGCGGCAAGGCCCGGGACGGGGCGCUCAGCUGGACAGGCAUAGACCACGGCAACCCAGAGUGCUUCUCCGACGAGCCUUCCCUUUUGGAACACAUUCCCAAGCACAAGGAGUCCAAACAUCUGAAGACGCACAUCUGUCAAUACUGCGGCAAGUCGUACACCCAGGAGACGUACCUCACGAAGCACAUGCAGAAGCACGCGGAACGAACAGACAAGCGGCCGCCGAUCACGGGCAUCGGCCUCAACAACCGCAACGUGGCGUUGGGGGCGGGUGGCGGCGGUCCCAACAACCCGGGCGGCAACCCGGCCGCCGACCCGCACGCGUACUGGCCCAAGGUGUCCCCGGACACCGCCACGUCGCUCGUGGAGGCCAUGAACCAGCACGAGGUGUGCCUGCAGCAGGGCGGCCAAGCCCUGGGCGAGCACCACUUGGCGGCGUCGCACCACCGCUCUUUACUGGAGCACCACAACCGCCAGAUGAACGGCGGCGGCGACGGCAGCGGCGAGGAAUGGCCGGAUGUUUCUGUCUUUCUCCUUGGAUUUUCAAAUAGGGAAGGCCAUGCGGCGGCUUUUGUCUUGCGGCUGCGGGCGGCAAGUUCGGGCCCGUUCGGACAGCAGGGAGGUGGCGGGGACGGGGGCGCUGACCGGGCGGGCUCGCACGCUCGCGUUCGCUGUUUGCCACGCGCUACGGGGCGAACGGACCGCGUUUGUUCGUCUGGCGCGCCGCCGCCAGCCGCCCCGCCGGCGGCCCGCGAUGUAGCGGCUUAUCAGAAAGAGCAAAGUCGGGCGGCUCGUUAUCGUUGCCGAGACGGGCCAAGUCAAAAAAAGGAGUUCGCCGCCCGCCGGCCGCGCUGCCGCCGCCGCCCCGCCGCCCCGCGCGCCGCGCCCCGCCGCGCCGCCGCCGCCGGCCGCGCCGCCGCCGCCGCCGCCGUCGGCGUCUACCCGGAAUGCAGCGCCCUGCCGCGCGGGGGGAAGAGGCGCGUCGCCCUGUUGACUAGACAGCCACGAGGGCCUCCGCGAGCAGGCCGCCGCGCCGCAACCUCACCGCACCGCGCCGUGGAGAGGCCGACCAAAAUCUCUGACCCGAGCCGGCACUGGGCGACAAGAAACGACCCACAUUUUGUUGAUGUUUGUUUUCACACACUAGCAAUAUAUCGAACUUCUGAUAACGUAGGUAAAAAGGAAAGAAGUGAAACGAUGCUUGCAGGUCUCGGUUUUGCCCUUUGGCAACUGGUGGAUGGUAAUGAUGAAAGCUAUUUGAAAUCAUUUCCAGCUUAG